This is a messenger RNA of Xiphophorus hellerii (green swordtail), 9349 nucleotides long. RefSeq names its product oxytocin receptor b (gene oxtrb). Gene Ontology annotation, biological process: G protein-coupled receptor signaling pathway; maternal process involved in parturition; cellular response to hormone stimulus. NCBI's taxonomy places the organism in Eukaryota, Metazoa, Chordata, Actinopteri, Cyprinodontiformes, Poeciliidae. The coding region runs from base 2976 to 4163 and encodes 395 amino acids. Gene Ontology annotation, molecular function: peptide binding; oxytocin receptor activity; vasopressin receptor activity. The transcript has 3 exons. The record is from RefSeq and is a predicted model, not a curated record. Gene Ontology annotation, cellular component: plasma membrane.
UUAAGGGAUUAAAAGAAUAAAUAUACACUGAGCCAUAAGAUAUAAAACAUAAAGCAAAUAUUCAAAUUACCUCUUUUAAGACUUUCAAGCACAAUAGCUUGAGCAGCAUCUGCUUAUUUAUAAUUAAACAAAACAAAACUGUAACUACAUUACAAAUCUAACACAUGCAUCUGUAUGCACAUUAUUUCUUUCCAACAAUCAGAUUCUGUGUGAUUUUACACAGAAUUUUUAGCCUUCCAGUGUUCAAGAAUAAAAUCAAAAAGAAAUCGUUUACCAAGCAGUAAGUGUGGCUCAAUUAUUCACAGCAUGCUUCCUAAACAUUCCAGGAUGAUUCAGCACAAUGCAGCACCUGCAAAUGUUCAGCUGAGUGUGUCAAAUAAAUUGGAGAAAACAUACAUUCAGUGACUGUGGAUGAGGCGUGAUGUUCACAUGUUCAUAUUGUUCAGCUAAUGAUGGCUUACUUUUAUGUAAAAAAAACUUAACACACUAACGCAGCCUCUGCUUUUCUGACAUAUUUGGGCAUGUGGAUAUAUAACAUAUAUAAAAUUAAGAGAAAACAAGGCAAUCAAACCAAAGAAUAGACACUGUAAGGAUUUGAGUUUUUCUGUGUGUUUAUUUUUCUCUGUGUUGUCCUGUCUACUGCUUAAUUGUUUCCAGUUGUGUCUUGUUCCCUGAUUGCCUUCUGUGUAUUUAAUCCCACCUGUCUUCCUGUUCCUCUUCGGGUCCUUGUCUAAUCUGUCUUGUCGUCUUGUCUACAGUCUUGCCGUGUCAAGUCUGCUGUCAGAUGCCUAUUGUUUACCAGUUGCUACCAGUUUUUGAGCCUUAGCCUUCCGCUCAUCUGUGCUGCCUGGAUUAUUGUGUGUUUAGGAUCAUUAAAUCAUCAAUUCUUCAUUCCAACCUGGAUCCUCAGCGUCUUCCUUGCCACCUCAUGCCGCAUAUCAUGACAGACACAUUCAUACUUUCUGUAAAAUGUAAUGAAAGUUACAUUUCAGAAGAAAGAUAAAUUAGGACACCCACACAUUAAUUCUCACUAAGAUGCAUCACAGAGGAAAACAUGAUAAGAAGUUUGUUACUCAGCAUUUUGAAGGUUUGCCAUUUAAACCUCAGACAUUCAGAUUUGUUUACUACUGACACUUAUGAGAGUGAGCACCAUGGUGAGACUGAAAGGGCUGUCUGAGGCCUUUAGAAAGAAGAUUGCUGCAGCUUUUGAGGUUGGUGGGGGACUUCAAGUAGUCUCAGAACAAUUUAAAAUCAGCCAUGUCACUCUAUGGAAAAUAGUCUAAAAGUGGAGAACAUUCAAUGCACGCAUUCCCAAAAUUGAACAUUUUGACACCAAAAACAUAGAACAUUUUAGGCAUGAAUCAAAUAUGGUCAGAAAAUUAAUGUUGUACAGUCUGUAGGGCAUAGUGGUGGAAGUGUCAUGGAUCUGGGGAUGUUUUGCUGCAUCAGAACUUUGCCAGAAUCCACCAUGAAAAGUUGUUUAAGCUUAAAAAAUAAAGAAAAGCUUACUGUUAAUUUAUUAAGGAAAUCUAAGAAAUGUUUUCAGCAUGUUCUCAAACCACAGCCAUGACCCAAGAGAUUUACCAUGUUUUUCUCUUUUGAGACAUUUUCAGUCUUUUUAACUAUAAUAUAUCUGGUGUUUACCAAAUUCUAAAAUUAAAUAAAUUCAACACUUUCACUGAUUUUUUUUCUUUUUUGUUUUGGAUAGAUUUUCUUACAAUGUCAGUUUUUUCAGCCUGAUUAAGGGAUUUCCUGUUUAUAUUUUUAAAAUUGUAUCUCUUUAAUUUUGAAUUCGAAUGCCAUUUGACAUGGAGGAAGGAUAACAGUAAACAGACCCAGUUGUGGUUUGUUAAUGUUAUAAAGACACACUGAGAAAGUAAUUUAAUGAUUUGUAGCAAUAAGCUUAAAGUGGUCUCAGAUAAAUGAGAAUAUAGAAAAAUAAUAGCAUCGAAGGGAAGUGGAGGUGGGUCCCUGUGCCUCAUCUUAAGGUCACCUUUGACAACAAGAUCUGUUUUAUACAACAUUAACAUAAUUGAAGACAUGUAAUUAUCUGUAACUGGGAUAUUUCAGAUUCAGAAAUACACACAGAUAAAUCUAAGCAUGAAAAUACAUUUAUUUAUCUACUUAUUUACUUCGGAUUAUAUAACUCAUGAAAACUAAAUUUAAAAUGUUUAAAACCAACCGUCAAUGGCCUCAAUUCUGUUGCAUGACAACAAUAACAACUAUGAAGAUUGAAUUAAAUGUAUUUAUUGCCUGUAUCUUUUCUAUUUUGUAGAGAUUAUAGUCACAGGUCUGUAAUGUUAGAGUUUUAACUGUAAAUAUAAGUCUCUACGCUUGAGGUUUAGCAUUUAUCAUUAGGGCCACAGAGCAAAAUUGUAUGAAAUAAAUACAAAAUCUCACAUAUAGACAUUGUCCUCCUAUGUACUCAUUUGUCACAUGAUGCACAUUAAAAUUGAGUAACAUGAAAAGCUCAGAGAUCUUUUUGUUUUACUUUUCACCAGUUAAUAAUUGGAGGCAGCUGCUAAGCCCAUAAUGGUAGCGUCAUGAGAUAACAAUAGAGAGGUAAUGUCGUGUAAAGUAGCCCACAUAUUUUGGGAAAUGGGAACACAAACAGGGUCAGUAGAUUUGAAAUAAUACAACGUGAAGUAAUGUGAAGACUGUACACAACCAAGGCAGUUUCCUUCCGGUGAAAAUAAAAAGACGGAAGGGGAUCUGCACAGACAGUAGUGGGAUGCACAGACCAGAACAGAUCCAGCUGGACGCAGAGAGAGAGGCAGACUGCAGACCAUAAAGAAACGCGGCAGAUUAUCUCCCGGACGACAGCCCAACUUUGGGGAGAUUUAGCCAUUAAACCAAGAGAGAACAAAGUAACGUUUAAUGGAUGACAUCUAAAAUCUACAUCGACUGACUGCAGCCCUAACUCCGCGUGUGUGAUGUGACCGCUGACUGCACAAAAUCUGACGCUUGUGCGCACGAUGGAGGAACUUUUACGCACACAGGAUUCUUGGGCUCAGAACGUUUCCUGGUACAAUUCCAGUUAUUUAAACAUCACCAAUAUAGGGAACAACACGGUAAACCCCUUAAAGCGAAAUGAAGAAGUAGCCAAAGUGGAAGUUACUGUCCUGGUUCUGGUGCUGCUGCUCGCUCUGACCGGCAACCUGUGCGUCUUGUGGGCUAUCCAUACCACCAAGCACAGCCAUUCUCGGAUGUAUUACUUCAUGAAGCACCUGAGCAUCGCAGAUCUUGUUGUGGCGGUGUUCCAGGUCCUGCCGCAGCUCAUCUGGGACAUAACCUUUCGUUUUUACGGACCUGAUUUCCUUUGCAGGCUGGUCAAAUACCUCCAGGUUGUUGGCAUGUUUGCGUCAACCUACAUGCUGGUCUUGAUGUCCAUCGAUAGAUGCUUAGCGAUCUGCCAGCCGCUUCGCUCGGUGCACAAGGGGAAAGAUCGCUUCUGUGUGAUCGCAUCUUGGAUCCUCAGUCUGAUUUUCAGUACCCCACAAGCCUACAUCUUUUCUCUCAGGGAGGUCGGGAAUGGCGUUUACGACUGCUGGGGGGACUUCGUGCAACCCUGGGGUGCCAAAGCCUACAUCACAUGGAUGAGUCUGAGCAUUUACAUUCUUCCAGUAGCGAUAUUAAGCAUCUGCUACGGUCUGAUAUGCUUUAAAAUAUGGCAGAAUAUCAACAUGAAAACCAGGAGGGAGCAUUUUUUGGCUCUCACACCGAGGCCAUCCAAAGGCGCACAUCCACUGUCACGCGUGAGCAGCGUCAGACUCAUUUCAAAAGCCAAGAUCCGCACCGUGAAAAUGACAUUUGUGGUGGUCAUUGCAUAUAUUGUGUGCUGGACUCCUUUUUUCUUUGUCCAGAUGUGGUCUGCAUGGGAUCCUGCUGCACCAAGAGAAGACAUGGCCUUCAUCAUCUCCAUGUUGCUUGCUAGCCUCAACAGCUGCUGUAAUCCCUGGAUCUACAUGUUCUUUGCUGGUCACCUGUUUCACGACCUGAUGCGGAGCUUCUUCUGUUGCUGCAGACACUAUCUAGCGGACUCUUCCUGCCGCUGCGAUCAGCAGUGCAGGCACAAAAGUGGCUCCUCCACUUUCGUCAUCAAGAACGGCAGCAGUAUGAGGAGUUUGACUCACACUUCCAGCACAGGGGGGCCCGCGCAAUGAGCCGGCAGGGAGCCAUCUUAAGCUUCCCGUGGUUGACUUGAUCCAGCAAUCAUGCAAGGCCUUGGUUGAGGCAUUUAAUCAGCUACAGCAGAGCUGAGCUUCGCCAUGGCACAAUGCUUGUUGUCAGCUGUAUUAAAUUAAGCCAAACAGAGAACAUAAACCUCCUGUCCGGAAACAGCCCUGCACCCUGUGAUAACAGAAAGUAGAACAAAAUGCCAUUGUGUCCAAAAUGUGAACUAAAUGAGCUGCAAAGUGAAGUUCUAACCAGAGCACAUUUAAAUUUAGCAGGAUGUGUUCAAAUGUUCGCUCACGGCUGCAGUCAGCUCUGACAGGACCAGACAGGAUGGACCAGACUUUAAUUGAAGAUGCCAAAAAACUUUUCCUGUUGUUGCUCUGAACAGACUGACUUUCAUUUCUAUCUUUGGCCACAGAAUGAGUAGGAGGAAAAGAAUUAAUGUAUAUUAUUGUUUACUGUGGCAUGUUCAAACAUAUAUAUCUGUGAGAUGACAAAAUAGGACAAAAUAUUCCAUACUGGAUGUUUAGUUAACAAGACUUCUCUACUAUCUAAGGUUAAACAACUGUAAACAUUCUUUAUAUUUGUUUACAGUGUUUUUGUACUUCAGUUUUAUAGUUUAAGGGUGUAUUCAAACCUGACACAUUCGGCCCACUUUAAACGGACCAGAAUAUGUUUCCCCCUGUUGGUCUAAAGCCUUUUGUUCAGGUGUGAAUACACUCAAGCGAACUCUGGUGCGGACUAAACAAGUGGACCUAGACCCACUUUUUGAGGUGUUCUCAAAACAAACUCUGGUGCAUUUCCCUUCAAGUGUGAACACAGACCGGCCUCAAUAUGAACCAACAACAGGACACACACGACAUUUUGGACUUCUUGAGUCACCAUUGCUGGGAAUUAUGGUAAAAAUGAGCCCUUCAGUGUUGCUACUACAACGUGUACUGAAAUGGUACCUGAUUGCCUGUUUGCUGCUGCCAGCAUGUUGUGGGCCAGGGCACACAGAGCAUCUAAUUCAGCUUCCACCACACACUUGUGGACACCAGUUCCAAAAUUUGGAAUAUCACAUUGUAAAUCCUUCAUUGUUUGAACUGCUCCUUACGUUUUAAAUGGUAUUACAGUUCUAAUAACAGCACAAAUGUGCACAACAGAAAUGCAGCAAGCAGGACUUCCAGAGUUCUUUUUUUUUUUUUGGGGUCUGUCCUCUGUUCCAACCCCUGUCAUUUCUGGCCAGUGGGGUCUUCACCCAAGUUGAUUUGUCUAUAAAGAGUAGUCCACUUGCAAAAAAAGGACAAUGAGAAAGCAAAUCGAAGGAAAAAGAAUAAAUAAAGUCCGCUGUUGGUUCCCGACCAAACACGCAAACAAAAGUCUAUCCUGGUGUGUAUACAACUUAAAGAAAGUUUACCAUAGAUGCUGAUCCACAUUGUUAAUAUUUUUAGACAGUUUUUCUCAGUUGCUUUUGCACAUUUCUCUUAAAACAAUUGAAACUGAACAAACUUCCUGUUUAAUUUCCAAGUCCAGUUGCUAGCUAUUUUCAACUAUUUCUUCUUUGAUUUGUUGUUCUGCAUAUACUUUUAUAAACUCAUGCAGUUUCUUAUGAGCAAUAGAUGGUUGUUACAUACAUUUGCUCAUUUAAUGAUGAUCAAAUGCAUUUCUCUUCAGGCCAGCUUGUCAUUUCAUCUUGCAUUUAAGGGUAUUGAAAUACUUACAUAAAACCAUAAAGCAUAUUUCAAACAUUUCUUCUGAAAUUCUCUCAAUGAUUGUGUUCAGAAUAUAUAGAGUUUCUACCACUUUGAAUUGCUCUCAGGUUAAACUUGACUAGGGGAAUGUGUGGCACUGGCUCAUUUAUAUUCUUGCUAACAGAACUACAUUUACUCACUCAACCAAUCACAAACUGUUUUAUAAAGAUUUGUUGCAUGCACAUUAACUUUUUUCUCACUGACUGACAUUAAAUCAGACUAAACUUUUCUAAUUUCAAAUUAGAGUAAAAUUAUUUCUACUUGCUGAUAGUUUUGAAAAGAGAUGAUAAUUUCAUGAAAUUCCAGUUUGCAGUUGUUCAUGCGCAAACCUAUUUGGUUUUUGUCCAUUUUUUUUUUUAAUAUCCUAUCACCUGCUGCUUAUUGCAGCUAGUUGAAAUUUUGGCCCAUUCCUAACUGAGUCAGAUUUGGAGGCUGCUUUGCUCUCACACACAUUUUCAGCCCUGUCCACAAAUUUUCUGAGGGUGUGAAAUCGGAGCUUUGUGAUGACCUUUCCUGCUUUUGUUGUCUGAAAAGCUCUCUAACUAAUGUGAUGGUAUGCUCAGGGUCAUACCAUCCUGACCCAGGCCUUAAUUUUCCACCUGUUGUCUAGUGAUGUUGCUUCAUUAUUUUCACAGAAUGUUCCUUCCUCCUGAGGCAAUCUGUUUUCAGAUGUUUACUUCUUGCAGCAAGACCCCAACAACACAACUCUGUCAUUCUUGUACUUCACAGUUUGGAUGGUGUUCUUAGGGUUGCAAGAUUGAUCCUUUUUUCCUGCAGAUGUGACAAUGGAAAUUAUGACCCAACUAUUUAGUUUCAGUUUCCUCAGACAACAAGACAUGGCUUCAAAAAGUAAUUUUUAUGUUGCCUUUGUAGUAAUGGCUUCUUUCUGAUAGAGUCGCCUUUCAGCUCAUGUCAGCACAGGACUUGUUUUGUUGUCGAUAAUAACCCCCUCUCACCAGAUUUGGCCUACAUCUUCACAUUGUCAUUUUCUUUUGUUCAGAGAUUGUUUCACACAUUUUGCAACGAAACAGAUGUUGUCUCUGGGGCACAGAACAACACCAAUGUCCAGCUGGACAAUCCCAAGCUGUUUUUACUUGUGUGCAAUUGGCACCUUCAGGCACCCAAUACUGAACCAGACUUUCAGAGAGCCAUAGUUUUCAUCCUGAUAUUUUGCAUUACUUCUUUUUAAUUUCACUUUCACACAAGAAAGCAGUGUGUUUGAAUCAUCACCUCAAAACACAUCCACAGCUGUGUCUCCAGAUUUUUUUAUUGUUUUGUGAAACUCCUGAUAGGUUAAUUAGUCUUCAGGACUUUUGUAAAUUGUUUAAAGGUAAACCAAUACAAACAGUCUGAAUUUAAAGAAAGUAAGAAAGAAAAUCCUAAAAAAAUAUCUAUUUCAUUAGUCUUUCUUUUAGUAAAUAGAAAUAAUGAAUAAUACAUUAAUGAUUAUGGUUUGUAGAUUCCCAUCUACCCUAAAAGCAGAAAAUAUUUAAGAUCAGACCAAGAAAGGCUGUUUUCUUUUCUGUUACUGUGUAUGUAAUUAUCUGUUUUCAAUUGUAAAUUAAUAUACAAAUGCAUAAGUCACUUUGAUGGUUUUCCAACUUUAAAUCUGAAACACUUACACUGAUAAAACCUUUCCAGUAUCGUGUCCUGUAGCCUUGAUAUAUGGCAUUGGUUUUCACAGAUCUGUUGACUGGUAAAAAUAUUUAUUUUUCAGAUACAGACCUAGGAUCUGAACAAGUUCCUCAUUUGUGCUGUUUUCUCCAAAUGUUCUGUGAUAUUCACUAUUUUACAGAUCUUCAGAAUGAUGUGUGAAAUAUGCCAAAACAACUCAGAAAACGUGUAAUAGGAAUAUUCUCUCCUGAGGUUUGCCUGAUGUCCAAUAAAAAAACAUAACACUAAAAAAGGUUUAAUGUCUAUGCAUGGGUAUCUGCAGUCAGUGCCAUCUCAAAGUUCUGUAGAAAACCAUCCUGCCAAUUUGUUUGGGUGCCUGUGUGUGAAAAUAAAUCAUCCAGGUUAAUGAGUCGGGUUAAAUGGGAUUAGACAGAUCAAAGGCUAAACUCAGGAAUUUUGUCUAACCAUCCUGCAUUUAUUCAGACUUGACUUCAGGUCAAAACAUUGCUAUACCUCAGAAAUGAUGAGAACUGUUUUACUCUGUUUUUCUUUUAUACAUAAAACUGGUUUAUAGUGAUAUAUUGCCUCAUCUUAUGACAGAAAUCGAAAGCUCAAAACAUAGAAGCAAACAUCUAAUUGGCAUCCUUCAUGAUUUUCAAAGCCUAAUGUUGCAAAUUUAGAUUUUAUGUGACUGGAUAUAAAUUGCUGAACUCAUAGUUAUUCAUACUUCCAACAGAAAUGAAAGAGGGACCCAUCAAAAUGUCUUAAAACAAUUUUAAAGCAAUAUACAAGGAAACAUUUAAAAUAAUCUUAGCAGCAGUAGUUUGAUCAACAAAUGAAACCAUUACUGAAGAAAACCAGGGCUGCUAGUGUUCAAACUGCAGAAAAAUACAUUUUUUACAAUAGGUGCUGUGUGGUCCCUCUCAUACAGAACUUGCUUGCUUUAGUGGUUAUGAGCUGUAUGUCAGUGACCAAAUUUUACUUAAAAUAGUGAGACAGGCCCAUAUGUCCAAACCCUGUUAAAAUAACUGAGCUUUCACUCCCGUUUCGAGCCAGAAUUACUGCAGUGAAAUGGUUCUGGACUAUAAUUUGUGACAAAAGUGUACUUGGAUUGUAGCUCAGUGCUGAAGAAAUUAUCCCAAAUUAUGGACAACAUUGGAAGAGAGACGUAGAGUGGCUCAAUCCAGCCCCUAAAAGCAAUUACGAAGUCUGUUUCUCCACUUAUGUGUUAUUUUGAUCAACACCAGUCACAUACAUUAAAUCGGGAGUCAGCAACUCCAGUCCUUGACUGCCACUAUCCUACAACUUUUGGAUGCAUCUCUGCUCUAACACACGUGAAUGAAAAGGCUGCAUUACCUCUUUGGCAUGUCUGCAAGUUGUACAAAAGUUUGAUCAUUGGAUUCAGGUGUAUCGGGGCAGGAUUGCAGAUAAAAGUUGCAGAAUAGGGCUUGUUGAUUCUUAUUAAAUAUUUCCACCAGAAAAUUGUGUCAACUUUUUAAAAAAGUGCACACAUAGCCUACUUUAAAUCUUAAUGUGUAACUUACGAGAGUAAAAGAAUAUACUGUGGAUUUGUUUAUCUCUAUCUUGUCUGACUCAGUUUUUUUUUCCUUUCCUUUUCUUUUUUUCACUCUACAUGCAUCUUUUUAAGAAACCUCAGACACACCUAAUAAACAUGAUUCUGUGUACAUUAAAUGUGCAAUAUUGAGUCUGGCUGGUUUCAGUGUAGAUGCAAAAAAACAAAAUUAAUUUCACAACUGAAAGAUAUUUAACACUGGAUUUGCUCUUGAUCUUUCAACAUAAUAAAAUCCAUUUUAACCUGCUUGUUU